Thunnus maccoyii (southern bluefin tuna) is the source of this 4663-nucleotide messenger RNA. RefSeq names its product deoxyhypusine synthase-like. The record is from RefSeq and is a predicted model, not a curated record. Lineage: Eukaryota; Metazoa; Chordata; Actinopteri; Scombriformes; Scombridae. Bases 175 to 1263 code for a protein of 362 amino acids. Gene Ontology annotation, biological process: peptidyl-hypusine biosynthetic process. Gene Ontology annotation, cellular component: cytoplasm. The transcript is spliced from 10 exons. Gene Ontology annotation, molecular function: deoxyhypusine synthase activity.
UCAAGUUUGUUCCUUCGCGGUUUCCGUAGUGUGAGUUUCUAUGCGGCGUCCCAUGCGUUUGUUUACAGGAAUGCAAACAACCAGUAAUUGUCUUUCUUCUGUCUGCUGACAGCUGCUUAGUACCCAACUACCUUCUUCACUUCUUCACCCAUCACCUCUUCAAGAAUAGAAGAGAUGGCAGACCAUGCCCCCUCUGUUGCAAUGGAGGCUGUCCUUAAGCCCAGCUGCAGCCUGCCAGAGGACAUGCCGAAGAUCAAAGGCUACGACUUUAACCAAGGGGUUGAUCACCAGGCGGUGCUCAAGUCCUACCUUACCACGGGUUUCCAGGCCAGCAGUUUCGGCUUGGCCGUCCAGGAGAUCAACACCAUGAUAGAGAAGCGUCUCGAGCCAGUGGAGGCAGAUGAAGGAAAUGAGGCCAGUGAAUCCUCCCACGGCUCGGGCUGCACCAUCUUCCUGGGGUACACCUCCAACCUCAUCAGUUCUGGAGUCAGGGAGAGCAUCCGCUACCUGGCAGAGCACAAAAUGGUGGAUGUGAUUGUAACUACAGCUGGAGGCGUAGAGGAGGAUUUGAUCAAGUGUCUGGCUCACACGUACUUGGGAGACUUCUCCUUGCCUGGCAAGGAGCUCCGCCAGAGGGGCAUCAACAGGAUAGGGAACCUGUUAGUGCCCAAUGAUAACUACUGUAAGUUUGAAGACUGGCUGAUGCCCAUCCUGGACCAGAUGUUGUUGGAGCAGAACACAGAGGGCACACGCUGGACUCCUUCCAAAAUGAUCCAUCGGCUUGGCAAGGAGAUCAAUAAUACUGACUCUGUCUAUUACUGGGCGUAUAAGAAUGACAUUCCAGUGUUUAGUCCCGCGCUGACAGACGGCUCUCUGGGCGACAUGAUAUACUUUCACUCUUAUAAGAACCCCGGCCUGAUAUUGGACAUAGUGGAAGAUAUUCGCAGGUUGAACAGCAAGGCGGUGUUUGCCAAAAGAACAGGAAUGAUCAUCUUGGGAGGAGGGCUGGUCAAACAUCAUAUAGCCAAUGCUAAUCUUAUGAGGAAUGGAGCCGAUUACGCAGUGUUUGUGAACACGGGUCAGGAGUUUGACGGCUCAGACUCUGGGGCCAGACCUGAUGAGGCCGUGUCCUGGGGCAAGAUCAGAACAGAUGCCAAACCCGUCAAGCUGUACGCAGAUGCCUCUUUAGUCUUCCCUCUGAUAGUGGCCGAGACCUUCGCUCUCCAUGCUGACAAGAUGACUGCGAGCAAGAAAAAAGAUUAAACGGUUGCCUCCUUUAAUGCUCUGUUAGAAACACCAACCAGCUUUGAUCCUCUGAUUCUUCUCCUGUUUGUCUAAUUGAAAAUAAGAGUUUUAGCUUCUGAACCUUUCUGGAAAAAAACCCCCACAUGUUUAAGGUCAGGCAACUAAGGUAACAUCACAAUGUUCUCAUACAUACAACGCUGCAAUCGAAUAACUCACUGAAUGGGAGUCAGUGGGAGGGUUUCCUGUCUUAAUGCUUUCCAUACCAAUAUUUACUUGUUAAAACAAGUACUGUUUUUUUCUCUCUUAUUCAGAUAGCUGAAAUAACAUGGUUGCAUGCUAUAGCACGUACCAAAGAGACGGUGUAGAACGCGUCAGAUUUUAGCAUGUGUGUGAGAGAGAGAGAGAGAGAGAGAGAGAGAGAGAAAGAGAGAAAGAGAGAGAGAGAAAGAGAAAGGAUAAAUACACACUCAGGCAGUUUUAUUUAAAAAGAAAGUUUGAAUUUAUUUCAGUUUAGUUGUGGCAUGAUACAGUCACUUUAAUAUUAUUUAUGUGAAGAAUCCUUUUUAUGUUAUUAAACUUACUGUCAGGGGGGAAGAUGUCUUUGUUUAGUUUAAUAAAUCAUAAACUGAUCAUUUUUCCUUUUAUUCAAUGAGCGUUUAGUGGACAAUUGGUGUUUGUGCAGUACAUCUAUGUCAGAAGUCCACAGGGGGGUCCUGAAUGUGAUCUUUUUGUCUGAAGUGAUGAAAAAUAAUAUUUAGAAUAUUAAAUACAAUUUGAAAAACCUCAGUUGCAUCUGAAAUAUAUCUAGAAACAAAAAAGUGGACUACACGUGGCCACAGAAAGUGUCUUGCUAUUGAAGGCAUAACCAAUUUUCCUAAUAGACCACUGAGAGAUACAUUUAUCUAUAAACGUAUAUUUUUUUUUGGGUUGUAAAAAAAAAACUCAGAUGUCUUUCUGUAAACUCGGAUUCAGCUUCCAUCCUCUUGAAAUGUCUGUUUUUAAUAAACAAAAAGACAAAACGUGCUACGCACAGUGCGGUGUGAUUCUGCGGCCAGAGUUUGUCAUUGAAACGUUUUAUGAGUCUGUCUGAGAUUGUCUGGAGAGCACCUCCAGUCACCUUCAUGCCGUUUGUGAGAUCCUCCCUUCAAAGCAUGUACUCCAGCUUCUCGUAAGAGCAACUCUCAACUGAUGCAUGUGUGUAUUGUUACUGCUUGCUCAUACACAGACAAGCAGUUAUAGGUGGGACUCUCAGCUCCUUCCCCUUCUGUUGUCAGCAGAAUCAACCACAUAAUCUCGUAACAAUGAUAAAGACAUUUCCCAUCACAAUGCAUCAGUCUGCUGUUGUGGGAAAGGAUAUUUCCUGUGGUUAAUCUCUGUUCCCAUAUCCUUAAGCUUUAGCCAGUGUUAUAUUCACAACCUGGUUAUAUUUGCAGCUUUUAGAAUGGAAAUCUGUGUGUUUAGUAAAUUAACUGAACCCUUUGUGGGUUGAGUUGUUUAAAGUUUCUUUUGUAGUGGGAAUAUUGACCUUUUCAUUUUUGGAAACAGAGAUGGAGAAGUGGAAUUGGAACUGGGAUAAGGUCAACUUUCCCUAAACCUCAGCCCUGUGUGUCACACACACACACACACACACACACUCACACUCACACUCACGAGUUGGGCGUUCCUGUCUUGGUACAAACUGCUUUUCCAUUCAGUCCUUCUAUCAUUUCCUAUUGGCGGUGGCACAGUGUGUGUUUACCCAGGGCUUGACAAUUAAAUUUUUUUUUUUUUUUCAAAGGCAGCGGUGUAUGAAUUUUCAGCCUAUAGAAACUCAUGUUUGUUCUGUGCUUAAUAGAAAGAUUACAGGGAGACGGAGAGGGCUGAAAAGAGUGAGAUAGAGACUCUGUGCAUGUGUGUGUGGAUGAGCUGUAGUCACGCUAUGAUAAUAUUGUGUGGCGUCUGCACAGAGCAGACAGUGUUUGCCCCCUCCUUCUCUGCGGAACAAUCAGUACACUGUGUGAUGUGCAGGGCCACAGCAGUAAUAAUGGCAAUUAUGUCUUCUCCAGGGGCAGAUUGGCAGCUUUUUUAUGGUGAGAAGCAAAGAGCCAGACACGAAGAGAGAAAGAAGGAAAACACAGGAGGGAGAAGGGGGGGGGGCUGACCUGCUGCACAGCUGCAGGGUGGGGCGAAUCUGUGAGAAGUGGGGGGAGAGAGAGAGAGAGGGAAAAGAAAGGAAAUACACCGAGGAUAGAUUUGUGCACAUUUGCAUAUUUAUAUCACUUUCUGAUUAGGUUUGUGUAUGACUGUGAGAUUGGGUGAGUGCUCCGUCCGGUUGCAUUGGCCCAGCUCCUUAUCUCCACCUCUGUUUACCUGUUAUGUUGCCAUAGGAACUCCCAUCCUGGGAAGCCUAUUGGCCAACCCGAAGAGGUUGAGGCAGGUGAGGGAGUGCAGGUGCGUGGGAGGAAGGAAGAAAGAAAUUUUUUAGAGUGAGGGACGAGACAGACAGAUAAACAUUCAGAUACAGAAGGAAAACAAUAAAGUAAUAAAUGUAUGAAAGGCGGAUGAAGAUGAUUGGAAGCAGGACAAGCUGAGUAAGACGGUGUUAGAGAGACCUCAUGCUGCUUUCUCAGAAACAGGAAGUUGUCAGUUGAACCGCUGUCUCCUCUCCUGACGCAGCUGAUGACGACCAUGUGUCACUGUUGCUAUAGUAACCACGUAGCAAGGACAAACAUCCGGAUGACAACUUACUGUUGUGACACCAUUUAAAAAAACAAAAAAACCUAAUUUGUUAUAAAAAUAAUAGUGAGAGGAUGUGGUGACAAGUUCCCCUUUUGCCUUUCGGAAGUCCAGGUACCGAUGCAUAAGAAAUGUAUCUCUUGUGACUUUUCUCUAAAGGAAAUGCAUUCGGAUGUCACUGAUCUAAGAUUAUUCAGUACUGUAAGAGUAACUGUACCAUUAUGUCUUCACAUUUCCUCCAUAUUUCAAGGAAUGAAAAAAGCACGGCUAAGAAAGAGAAUUGAAAGCCGCAUGAUCAUUACUAUGAUGUAAUCCAACUUCAAGUCACUGUGAGAUAUAAAUUUACAAUAUCAAAAAUUACGCAGGAGUGAAAAAAUAGAAACACUUGGUUUCGCUUUCCUCAUUUGACCUUUUAAUAUGUAAUUGAAGCAUCACUUGUGUAAAUGUGAAUUUAUAUUUUGCAAGUUCUUUCUCUUAUUUGAAUCUAAGAUGUUUUCUGUUUUGACUUUUCUCCUGUUUCUGGUCUGCGCUUCUUUUCUUGAUAAUGUGAACAUGUGAUAGGCCUUCCACUGUCCUCUAGUUGAUUACCUUGAUUUGUAACACAUCUUCUUGUUAGUAUAAAUGCCGGUCAAGUGACUGUUGUUCCUAUCCUGAUGAAGGUUUGCUGAUCUUUAUAAGUGGAAAAAUAAAUGCAUCUGAAUUA